UCAGUCGGGGACGGCCACGAGUCGAGAGCGGUCAGCUGCGCUCCCGGCGGACGCACGGGUCCGUCGGAGCCCACUCAGCCGGCACUAUGACCGGUACGACGCCGCUGCGCCGCGGCCCCCUGAAGGUGGCCGUCGCGGCCGCUAUGCUGGUCACCUUCAUGCUGCUGGUGGCUCAACACUCAUGGCACCACCCUCCUGAAGAAUCUCUCACCCCUGCGGUACAGCUUCCUGAGCUCUCACCAAACGCAGAGUCGAUGGUGAAGCCACCGGCCCUGCCGCCAGCACCGGACGACGACACGGCGAUGACCGUGGCCCUGUUUCGCUACAUCGAAAACCCGGAGGCCUGCUGCCGAAAGCUAACCAUGUUCGGCGGCACUCUGGCGGGCGGUAAGAAGAUCGACGGCGACAAGUUUGUGUGUCUGGACGCGGAGCACGCCCCGCCACCGGGGGCCUGUCUCGUCUACUCGGUGGGAAUCUCGAACGAGUGGAGCUUCGACCGGCAGAUGACCAGCUACGGCUGCGAGCUGCACUGCUUCGACCCGUCCAUGAAGUCGUACAACCGACACGUGACCGAGUUCGGCGCGCGGUUCUACAAGAUCGGCCUGAGCGGCCGGACUGAGGUGCGGCCGAACGGCUGGCACAUGAUGACGCUGACCGACAUCAGGCAGAAGCUGGGCCACUCGGAGCGCGACAUCCACUACCUGAAGGUGGACAUCGAGGGCAGCGAGUGGUCCUGGCUGGAGAACGACCCGCAGAGUCUGCGCGGCGUGCACCAGCUGGGCAUGGAGGUCCACAUGACACUCAAACCGGCCAGCCUGCGCAGACACUACGCCGUCUUCAGGGCCAUCCAGCAGGAGGGAUUCGCGCUGGUGCACGUCAACGCCAACCGGGUGUACGGCCGGCAGUCCAAGCUGCCGGGCGUACAGGACAAGGUCAGCAGCCUCUACGAACUGGUGUGGGUGAGGGUCAAGUGAGGUCGCCGCUCGGUCGGCGCUUGGCCCGGUACAAGGUCGAUCGGAUGCCGUGUGGGAUUUUGUGGUUGUAGGUUAAACAGCGUAUGAUGUACGGACAUGGUGUUGCACAGUAGCGGCGGAACACCUUCAAUUAAGGGGGGGGCACCGCCAACUUUUGGUCCCAUUCUUUCCAUGCAACGCCCAUAGGGCUAAUGUUAAAAUGCCAAAAUCAAAGGGGGGCACGGUGCCCCUGUGCCCUCCCCGUUCCGCCGCCUAUGGUGUUGCAUAUAUGUGAUGUGCAUGGUUUACGUGACGUGAUGUGCGUGGUGGUUGUGAUGCAUGACUGUUAUCUUUGGACUUUUUUUCGACAGAGAGUUCUCAAAUGCAUCAAGAUGUCGAACGCAGCUUUGGAGGUUAGAAUCGAUCAUUAUUGGCAUUCAUAAACUUCAUUCGACAUUCGUGCAUCAGUUCAAAACUGCUGCGCUUUUUUGCCGUGGCAUGAUUGACGCUGCCACACUGCUUAGCUCCUGCUCACUGCUCAGUAGCCCAGGUGUAGGUAGAAAGUCUCCGAGGAACACACAGUGGCGUUUUCGGUCAUUGUUUUAGUCAAUAUUUGGCAUUUGCUCGCUGUUUUAUUUGCUGAUAACUAAUAAGUCAGUUAAAUGCCCAUCGUUAAACAUUAAGGCUACAAGCUGUUGUUUUGAAUUGAACUUUUUAUGUGUGCUUUUUAUUGGUUAGGAUGUGUGAACAUAUAAUCGUUUACAAAACUUAAUUUAUCAAAAUGUAAUACGCGACAUGCAAUGCGAUGAGCAAUGAGCAUCAAUAAACAAAUGUCCGCCUGAUAGAUCUCGCUUGUUUUGGUAUUUCUGUCUAAUGUUGUGCGUAUU
Molecule: messenger RNA, 1840 nt
Organism: Amphibalanus amphitrite
Lineage: Eukaryota; Metazoa; Arthropoda; Thecostraca; Balanomorpha; Balanidae
Product: methyltransferase-like protein 24
Exons: 3
Coding region: 87-974 (295 amino acids)
Source: RefSeq, a predicted model, not a curated record